CCAUCUUUUGUUCCCCCUCAAGUAUCAGACACUCUUUUGACUUUUAUGCAACUUUCAGGACUUUUCCAGGCUGCUUUUCCCAAGUAGGACUUUCCAAUCGUCGUCUCUCCCCGAGAGUGUGGGGCGCAAUGUGGUGGAUGUUGUUCCCGCGGUGGAUUUGGUUUCUUCUUUCCACCUUCCCGCUGUCCACGGGAGCCAUGCCGAUGUCCGUGGCCAAAGUGGUUUACUCCCACGCGGGUCUGUGCCCCAAUGAGCUCAACCCUAACCUGUGGGUGGAUGCUAUGAGCACCUGCAUCAGGGAGUGUGAGUCUGACCAGGACUGCGAGACAUUCGAGAAGUGCUGCCCCAACGUGUGCGGCAACAAGAGCUGUGUGGCUGCACGCUACAUAGACAUCAAGGGCAACAAGGGGCCCAUCGGCAUGCCCAAAGGCGCCACCUGUGACAAGUUCAUGUGCUCCCAGCAAGGCUCCGAGUGCGACAUCUGGGACGGGCAGCCCGUGUGUAAGUGCCGGGACCGCUGCGAGCGAGAACCUCACUUCACGUGUGCUUCUGACGGAAUGACUUACUAUAACAAGUGUUACAUGGAUGCCGAGGCGUGCUCCAAGGGUAUCUCUAUCUCUGAGGUCACCUGCAGGUACCACCUGACCUGGCCAAACACCAGUCCAAUCCCUGCGGACACCACCCUCUAUCCAACCACGGCUCUACAGACCACCCUGCCAGCUGACAUCCACCCUCCCACCAUCCACAGCGGCCCCACCCAGCAGGCUGUUUUUGUGGGCGAGACGGCCAGCUUCCUGUGCGAGGUCUCCGGGAAGCCUACCCCGGAAAUCACCUGGGAGAAACAACUGAAGGGCAAAGACAACGUGGUCAUGAGACCGAACCACGUGCAGGGGAACGUCGUGGUCACCAACAUCGGCCAGCUGGUCAUAUACAACUCGCAGCUCCAGGAUGCCGAGAUCUAUACGUGCACGGCUAGAAACGUGGGAGGAAGCGUGUCGUCGCACUUUCCUUUAGCGGUGAUCAUGAGAGAGGAUAAGGGAAAGGACGGAGGAGGCAAUAACACUCAUCUGCCCUUCCCACCUGCAGAGUGCUUGAAAGGUCCGGACACGGACGACUGCGGCGAAGAGAGCAUGAGCUGGUACUACGAAUCGAGCAGGAACAACUGCUUCACCUUCACCUUCAGCCAGUGCAAUAAGAACCGGAACCACUUCGACUCCUACGAUGUCUGCAUGCUAUCGUGUGGAGGAGAGCUGGCGGCUCCUUGCAGCCUACCCAGUCUCCAAGGCCCAUGCAAGGCCUACGAGCAGCGCUGGGCCUACAGCAACGCCCUGAAAAAGUGCCAGUCCUUUGUCUACGGCGGAUGCGGCGGCAACGAGAACAACUUCGAGUCCAAAGAGGCCUGCGAGGGAAUGUGCCCCUUUCCCAGGAACCACAAUUGCAAGGCCUGCAAGCCUCGGGGGAAAAUGGUGACAAGCUUCUGCAAGAGUGACUUCGUCAUCCUGGGACGGGUCACGGAGCUGACCGAGGAGCAAGAGUCCGGUCACGCCCUGGUGACGGUGGAGGAGAUCCUGAAGGACGAGAAGAUGGGUCUCAAGUUCUUUGGGAAAGAACCCUUGGAGGUGACUCUGCUCAACAUGGACUGGAACUGUCCCUGCCCCAAUAUCACCGUGGCCGAGAACCCGCUCAUCAUCAUGGGCGAAGUUCACAACGGGAUGGCGGUCCUGCAGCCGGACAGCUUCGUUAGCCCCUCCGGCGCACGUAAGGUCAGGAAACUUCGCGAGGUCGCCCACAAGAAAAGCUGCGGUUUCUUUAAAGAGUUCCCCGGCACUCAGUAGCGAGACUAUUAAUUGUUACCAAUCUCUAUCAAUUGUACAGACAAGUCCACCAGUCAGAACUGCACUUUUUAAAAAAAAUCCACAAUCUCUAUGUCAGACAAGAACACACUUCUUUUUCUCUUUUAUGUGUGUUCUAAAUGGUCAAACAAUUCUAGUAAGAGGCGGCUAACAAUACAGUUAAUUCAGAUACGAUCUGAACACAGGCACAUUCAUGAUUACAUGUAAUAUUUACAGUAUUUUGGUAAUUUUAAGCAUUACCAUAACACAUGACUUUCACAGACACAUAGCAACAGUAGCUAUCGGCAACAAAUUCUAAAUAGUAAAACAAUCCUAGUACGA
Messenger RNA from Nerophis ophidion (straightnose pipefish), 2174 nucleotides. It is a transcript of the gene wfikkn2a, whose product is annotated as info WAP, follistatin/kazal, immunoglobulin, kunitz and netrin domain containing 2a. The transcript is spliced from 3 exons. Gene Ontology annotation, cellular component: extracellular region. Bases 129 to 1835 code for a protein of 568 amino acids. Gene Ontology annotation, molecular function: protein binding; serine-type endopeptidase inhibitor activity. The record is from RefSeq and is a predicted model, not a curated record. Lineage: Eukaryota; Metazoa; Chordata; Actinopteri; Syngnathiformes; Syngnathidae.